CGACCCCACCAACCAAUAGGAACCUGGAGCUGCCCGGGCCAGCCCUAUUCCGGCAGCCCCAGCGAAGCGUGGGCGGAGUUCCCGGUCUCUCGCAGUGGCUGAGUCCCGGGGACCGUGAAGCCGGCGGCCACCGCACAAGUAAACAGGCCUGGAGUCACACUUCCAACACUUCCAAGAGGCAGCGCAAGGAAGGGCUCCUGGUUGCUGACACCCCAGACCCGCAUAGCAGCCUCAUGGAGCUCAGAGCACUCAGGACUGGCCUCUCUGGGGCUAGCAGGUUCUUCCUGAACCUUUAAGGGCGCCAACCCAGCCCAGGCGCCAUGGCGCACGGUUUCCCAGUGGGCUUUGACCCAUUGGGCCUAGGAGACCUGAGCUCUGGCUCUCUGAGCUCCCUCUCCUCCCGAGGCCACCUGGGCAGCGACUCCGGCUCCACCGCAACGCGAUACCUGCUAAGGAAGCAGCGGCGGCUGCUGAAUGGGCCCCCCCGCGGAAUACGAGCCUCAUCGCCCAUGGGCCGUGUCAUCCUCAUCAACUCCCCCAUCGAAGCUAACAGUGAUGAAAGUGACAUCAUCCAUGCGGUCCGGGUGGAGAAGAGUCCAGCAGGGAGGCUGGGUUUCAGCGUGCGCGGGGGCUCGGAGCAUGGCCUGGGUAUCUUUGUCAGCAAAGUGGAGGAGGGGAGCAGUGCAGAGCGGGCUGGCCUGUGCGUGGGGGACAAGAUCACAGAGGUGAACGGGCUGAGCCUGGAGAGCACCACCAUGGGCAGUGCUGUGAAGGUGCUGACGGGCAGCAGCCGCCUGCACAUGAUGGUGCGGCGCAUGGGCCGUGUGCCCGGCAUCAAGUUCUCCAAAGAGAAGACCACGUGGGUGGAUGUGGUGAAUCGGAGGCUGGUGGUGGAGAAGUGUGGUUCAACGCCAUCUGACAGUGGCUCAGAGGACGGUGUGCGGCGCAUCGUCCACCUGUACACAACCUCUGACGACUUCUGCCUGGGCUUCAACAUCCGUGGGGGCAAGGAGUUUGGCCUGGGCAUCUAUGUGUCCAAAGUGGACCAUGGUGGGCUGGCUGAGGAGAAUGGCAUCAAGGUGGGAGACCAGGUCCUAGCUGCCAAUGGUGUCAGGUUUGAUGACAUCAGCCACAGCCAGGCCGUGGAGGUGCUGAAGGGCCAAACACACAUCAUGUUGACCAUCAAGGAAACUGGACGUUAUCCUGCCUACAAGGAGAUGGUUUCUGAGUACUGCUGGUUGGACCGAUUGAGCAACGGGAUGUUGCAGCAGCUCUCCCCAGCCUCUGAGAGCAGCUCCAGUGUCUCCUCGUAUGCCUCCAGUGCCCCCUAUAGCUCAGGCUCCCUGCCCUCGGACCGCAUGGACGUCUGCCUGGGGCCUGAGGAGCCAGGCAGCCAGGGUCCAGGCUGGGGACGGGCGGACACAGCCAUGCAGACGGAGCCUGAUGCGGGGGCCCACGUGGAGACCUGGUGCAGUGUGCGGCCCACAGUCAUCCUCAGGGACACAGCCAUCCGUUCUGACGGCCCCCCAACUGCCCCCCGCCUUGACUCUGCACUCUCUGAGUCCCCCAAGACUGCUUUGUUAUUGGCCCUCAGCCGACCCAGGCCCCCCAUCACACGCUCCCAGAGCCACCUGACCUUGUGGGAAGAGAAGAAGCAGCGGAAGAAGAAGUCAGGGUCCCCUGGGGAGAAGGGUGCCCUGCAGCGCUCCAAGACGCUGAUGAACCUCUUCUUCAAGGGAGGGCGGCAGGGGCAGCUAGCAGGGGACGGACACAGAGAGGCCUGGACACUGGAAAGUGGGAGCCCAGCCAAAGUCCGCCCUCGCCUGGACAUGGAGAAAGGAGGCAUGGGACCUGUGCAGAAGUUUGUCACCUGGAGACUGAAACGUGACCGGGAGAGGGGCCAGACCCUGCUCUGUGCCAGGUCCGGGAGCCCCUCUAGCCAGCUGCCCAACAUAGAUGAGCUGGUACAGGCCUGGGAAAGCCGACGGCCCCUCAUUCAGGACCUGGCCCGGCGGCUGCUGACUGAUGACGAGGUACUGGCCAUCACCCGCCACUGCACCCGGUAUGUGCAUGAGGGUGGUGUGGAAGACCUGGUGAGGCCUCUGCUGGCCAUUCUGGACAGGCCUGAGAAGCUGCUACUGCUGAGGGAUAUCAGGAGUGUGGUGGCCCCCACGGACCUGGGCCGCUUUGACAGCAUGGUGAUGCCCGUGGAGCUAGAGGCUUUUGAGGCCCUCAAGAACAGGGCAGUCCGGCCUCCUGUUUUGCGACCAGCUCGGCAGGACACACCACCCAAGCGUCACCUCAUCACCCCUGUACCUGACAGCCGUGGAGGCUUCUACCUGCUGCCCGUGAACGACUUCUCAGAGAAGGAAGAUGCUGGAGAGCUAAGGGAGCGGCUGGGGGGCCUCAAGGUCUCCCUGAGUGCCCCUGCACACUGCCACUCUCAUAAAGGAAUACUCCCUCUCCAAGAUGUGCCAGUAGAUGCCUUUGCCCCCUGCCGAAGCGCCAGCACACCCCCUCCCCAGCCACCCCCCGUGGCUGCCUGGCCUCUGAAGCCUAACUGGCUGCUGACAGAACCCCUGAGCCGAGAGGAUCUGGGGCAGAGCCAGAGCCAGAGCCGGGCCCAGAGCCGCAGCUGCAGCCGCAGCCGCAGCCGGGGUCGAGGCAAGUCUCCUGCACGCAGGCGCUCCCCAUCUCCAGCACCUAUCCCCACUGCCAGUAUGGCCAAUAGGCGCUACCAUAAGCCCCGGAAGGCUAGGCCCGCUCUGCCACCACCUCCGGAUGGUCAGGCAGCCAAGGCAGGGAGCAGGCAAGGGCCCUCAGAGAAUGGAACUGGCCAGACAGUAGAGGAGGCAGCCACGCAGGCCCCCAGUGGAGAGGUGAGGACGGUCACAUUGUCCAAGAUGAAGCAGUCCUUGGGCAUCAGCAUUUCUGGAGGCAUUGAGUCCAAGGUGCAGCCCAUGGUGAAGAUAGAGAAGAUCUUCCCCGGGGGUGCUGCCUUCCUCAGUGGGGCCCUGCAGGCUGGCUUUGAGCUUGUGGCAGUAGAUGGAGAGAGUCUGGAGCAGGUGACCCACCAGCGAGCAGUGGAUACCAUCCGACAGGCUUAUCGAAACAAGGCUCGGGAGCCCAUGGAGCUCGUGGUCAGGGUCCCCAGGUCCAGCCCACUACACUCCUCCUUUGACUCAUCAGUACUCCCUGAGCAGCACCUUUCUGCUGAUGGUUCCACUGCCCACCAAGCUCUCAAUGCUACUGUAGAUCCUGCCCCCUGGCUCCCAGAACCUCCCACCAAUACCUAGCCCCCUGUCACAGAUACUGGCCUCCUCCAGCCAACUCCCAGCUCCAUCCCGUCUCCAGCUCUCCAGAUCCCUGAUACUUACUCUGCCUAUAUUCUCUCCACUUAUCCCAUGACCCUUUCCACUAACCUCAGACUCUCACUGACCCCUGCAUCCUGCUCUUUCCAGGGCCUCUCCUGCUAACUUUCUCAGGAUACAAGAAUCUCCCACUCCUGCUUGCCCUGCUCAGUCCCAGCUCCACUCUGGCAGCUCUCAUCUUCCCACUUCCCUCUUCAGGUAUCACUAAGGCUCUGCUUUAAACUCUAAGGACAAGGUGCUAGGGGGCAGCCUGUUACCCACACUCACUGUUCCCCAGCCUUCCAAGACAGGAAAGGGGCUGAGAAACCCAAAGUCUGGAGUCUGGACUUGGACACUUUCUCACGAUGCCUCUUUGAUUUCCCCCCUAACAUUGAGGGACAUGGACUCCCAGGGCCCUCAAGGGGUCAAUGUACACAGACAUCCCCCAGUCCCAAGCAGCAUUCUGUGCAAGGGACAGGGAUGAAAGACUACUCAUUCUCUUCAACUCUAAGAGACUGUUUCAUGUUGGAGUCCACUAGGACCUCAGAUUUUCCACUUU
Nycticebus coucang (slow loris) is the source of this 3909-nucleotide messenger RNA. It is a transcript of the gene PDZD7, whose product is annotated as PDZ domain containing 7. Gene Ontology annotation, biological process: sensory perception of sound; auditory receptor cell stereocilium organization. The transcript has 17 exons. Bases 321 to 3296 code for a protein of 991 amino acids. The record is from RefSeq and is a predicted model, not a curated record. NCBI's taxonomy places the organism in Eukaryota, Metazoa, Chordata, Mammalia, Primates, Lorisidae. Gene Ontology annotation, cellular component: cilium; plasma membrane; stereocilium tip. Gene Ontology annotation, molecular function: protein binding.